Molecule: messenger RNA, 348 nt
Organism: Eutrema salsugineum
Lineage: Eukaryota; Viridiplantae; Streptophyta; Magnoliopsida; Brassicales; Brassicaceae
Exons: 1
Coding region: 1-348 (115 amino acids)
Source: RefSeq, a predicted model, not a curated record
AUGGGAUACUACCUCACCGACGGUAUUUAUCCCAAAUGGGCAGCUUUUAUACCAACUAUUCCACUGCCUCAAGAUGAUAAAGCAUCAUUAUUUGCCACUACCCAAGAAUCUGCCCGAAAAGAUGUCGAGCGUGCUUUUGGAGUUCUACAAGCUCGUUUUGCAAUUGUAAGAAAUCCAGCACUUUUCUGGGAUAAGGAAAAGAUUGGCAAUAUUAUGCGUGCAUCUAUCAUAUUGCAUAAUAUGAUAGUACAAAAUGAACGAGAUGGGUACACUCAAUAUAACAUAGAAGAAUUCCAACCAGGGGAGUCAAGCAGAACUUCGCAAGUAGACAAUGACUACUCUACAUAG